This is a messenger RNA of Cucurbita maxima (winter squash), 1547 nucleotides long. RefSeq names its product mRNA cap guanine-N7 methyltransferase 1. Gene Ontology annotation, cellular component: nucleus. The coding region runs from base 192 to 1304 and encodes 370 amino acids. The record is from RefSeq and is a predicted model, not a curated record. The transcript is spliced from 13 exons. Gene Ontology annotation, molecular function: mRNA 5'-cap (guanine-N7-)-methyltransferase activity. NCBI's taxonomy places the organism in Eukaryota, Viridiplantae, Streptophyta, Magnoliopsida, Cucurbitales, Cucurbitaceae. Gene Ontology annotation, biological process: 7-methylguanosine mRNA capping.
UUCCCCACAAAUUCUGAUUGCUUACAGCCAAUGGGGUUUUCUCGUCUCUAUUUCUCUCGAUUCAGAAACUAACAGCAGCCGUCAUAUUGCUCAAAAGAUUAUAGGAAUAAGAAACAAAAACCCCCUUUUUCGUAUUUGAGUUAUAAUCUACGGCACCCCUGAUUUCAGGUUCUUUCUUCCCCUUCUUAGCUAUGAAACGAGGAUACUCAGAAUCCCCAUCGGCGUCUUUGGGGCCACCUCAAUCCAGAUUCAAGCACAACCCAGAAGGCGAUACUGAGUUCUUAGAAGAUGAAACCACCAAAAUUUUUGCUCGGAAAGUGGCUGAUCAUUACAGUGCUAGGACAAAUCAGACUUUAGAAGAGCGAGAAGCUAGUGUUAUCAUCCAUUUAAAAAAGCUUAACAAUUGGAUUAAGAGUGUCUUGGUUCAGCUUUAUGCUCGUCGAGGAGAUGCCGUUCUCGACCUUGCCUGUGGCAAGGGUGGUGAUCUUAUCAAAUGGGAUAAGGCCAGAAUUGGAUAUUAUGUUGGCAUUGAUAUUGCUGAAGGAUCAAUAGAAGAUUGUCGUACUCGUUACAAUGGUGACGCUGAUCAUCAUCAACGUCGUAAAAAAUUUUCAUUUCCAGCCCGCCUCAUAUGUGGAGAUUGUUAUGAGGCAAGGCUGGAUCAUAUCCUAGCAGAUGAUGCUCCGUUCGACAUUUGCAGUUGCCAGUUUGCAUUGCAUUAUUCUUGGUCUACCGAGGCUCGUGCACGACGCGCCUUGGCCAAUAUAUCAGCUCUUCUCCGCCCAGGAGGUAUUCUCAUUGGUACCAUGCCAGAUGCUAACGUGAUCGUCAAAAAGCUUAGAGAAGCUCAAGGCUUGACGUUUGGAAAUAGCGUCUAUUGGAUACGCUUUGAUGAAGAACAUGCCGAAAAGAAAUUUAACGCUUCCAGCCCGUUUGGUAUAAAGUACUUGUUUCAUCUAGAGGAUGCUGUUGAUUGCCCUGAAUGGAUUGUCCCUUUUCAUGUUUUCAAAUCAUUGGCUGAAGAGUAUGGCUUAGAGUUGGUUUUUGUCAAGAACUCACAUGAAUUCGUGCACGAGUACUUGAAAAAACCCGAAUUCGUGGAUCUAAUGCGACGGCUUGGUGCCUUGGGUGAUGGCAACCAAGAUCAAAGCACGUUAUCUCCAGACGAGUGGGAAGUGGCAUAUCUCUACCUUUCAUUUGUCUUGAAAAAGCGAGGCCAACCCGACCGAGCACAUGCACCGAAUAGACGAGACAGAGGGCAAAUGCAAAUAGCAAAAGGGGACAUAAUGUACAUAACUGACUAGUAGUUCACCAAAGAGCCCUUUCCUAAGCUCCCCUGGAGAAUGGCAAGGGUCUUGGCUAAGUGGAAGCAAGUGAAUCAUCCCCCAAACCAUCGUUUUAUAACCUUUUCUUUCUUACUGUAGAAUACUUCUGCUGAUCAAUUUUGUAUCUUUAUAACAAACAAUAAAAUGUAAGAUUGAACAGCCUUGCAGCUUCCCAGAAAGCAAAAGAAAAGACCAAUUAUUACAGUAGAAUAACUUUCACCC